This is a messenger RNA of Drechmeria coniospora, 867 nucleotides long. RefSeq lists its product as uncharacterized. NCBI's taxonomy places the organism in Eukaryota, Fungi, Ascomycota, Sordariomycetes, Hypocreales, Ophiocordycipitaceae. Bases 1 to 867 code for a protein of 288 amino acids. The transcript has 4 exons. The record is from RefSeq and is a predicted model, not a curated record.
AUGGGCUCAUCGUUUUCCGACUUUGUCGACGACAUGGCCGAGUGCGGCAGCGCCAGAGCAAAUGACGGGGGCGCCCAAUGUGGGGUCGUAACCCUGUGCCGCCGAUGGUGCACGUCGUGCGGCCUGGGAGCCUGCGGUGGCUUGGACGUUGUCACGCCAGCCGGUCAUGACACCUGCGGUACUUGCCGCUAUUGGGAUGGCGGGUUGGAGUCUAUCGACAUGGCAUUCACCAUGGCCCGUCGCCCACGCCUACCGUCCGCACAAUCACGAGCGCCGGGACAGGUACGAGCAUUGAUGAAUGGCAAGGAGCGAGUGGGCGGGACUGCGGCGGCGCAUAGGAAGGACGGCCACUUUGUAGGUGUUGCUGUAAUUACUACUUGUAUUACUUGGACUGACUUAGUGGGUGGCAUAGGCACACCUGGUACUGGUACGUGCUGCUGCCGCUGCCGUCCUGCGGUGCCUCGGACGGCCGCGGCCGAUCUGCUGCUGCCCGUCGCGCCGUCCUCCCUCCUGCACCAGCCCGAACCAGCACCGCCAGGCCCGGCCAUGCGCCUCCGCCGCCGUGCUUGGGCGCCGUCGGCCUGUUGGGCUCGCCGCAUGGCCGCAACUGUCCUGCCGGAGCGCGAGCGCGGGAAGCGUCGGCGCCUGCGUGAGGGUGUCGUCGUCGCCUUGGUGCCUUCUCCUGCUGCCGACGGCGAGUGUUGCCUCCGACGAAGCCUCCGCGUCAAGGAAUGCACUCUCGUCGAGCCCGUGCUGUCGCUCUCGUACCCUGUCGCCUCCCCUUCGAGCGCUGCUGGCCCGCGCCGGACGGAGCCAUCGGCGCUCCCAUGGGUCCCAUGGGGCACCAAGCCGGCACCUCCCCACUGA